AUGGCAAAUAAUUUCUAUUUUGAAGCCUUAGACAGGACGCUGGGAGAUAUCCUUCAAGUAAACUAUGAAAACAAUUCUGACAAACCAUUUGGAGGUCUUACAGUCAUAUUUGGUGGGGAUUUUCAUCAAAUACUACCAGUAAUUCCAAAGGGAACACGCGCUGAUAUUAUAGAUGCUUCACUGAACUCCUCAUACUUGUGGUCAUUUUUAACCGUAUAUGAGUUGAAGCAAAAUAUGCGACUUUGUAGUGGCAAAGUAACUGACUGUGAGGCUGCUGAAAUUACCACUUUCAACAAAUGGUUGUUACGAAUUGGAGAUGGAUCUUUUUAUGACGAUGUGAACAAUGAGCUCAUUAAAUUGCCUCCUGAUAUAUGCAUCACAUCAUCUAAUGAUCCAAUCGACUCAAUCAUUGAGGUAGUUUACCCAUCUCUCUUGCAGAAUUACAAUGACCCAGCAUAUUUGAAAGAAGGAGCAAUACUAACGCCUAAAAAUGAAAUGGUGUAG
Messenger RNA from Capsicum annuum, 504 nucleotides. RefSeq lists its product as uncharacterized. The record is from RefSeq and is a predicted model, not a curated record. Gene Ontology annotation, molecular function: DNA helicase activity. Lineage: Eukaryota; Viridiplantae; Streptophyta; Magnoliopsida; Solanales; Solanaceae. The transcript has a single exon. Gene Ontology annotation, biological process: telomere maintenance; DNA repair. Bases 1 to 504 code for a protein of 167 amino acids.